This is a messenger RNA of Rotaria socialis, 891 nucleotides long. The record is from the annotation of a GenBank genome assembly. NCBI's taxonomy places the organism in Eukaryota, Metazoa, Rotifera, Eurotatoria, Philodinida, Philodinidae.
AUGCCUCAAAAUAUUUAUGUCGAUUCGUAUACUCUUAAAUCGCUUUCUAACGAUCAAAAUGUGUGCAAUGCUUGCCGACAUUUAUACAUCAAAUGGAAAAAUGAAAAUUCAGAAUUAUCUUCAAUCCUUGAUCAUUUCAAAAAUGAUAUGUAUGAGCUUAUGAACGUUCAGGUUCAAACUGAUGAUUCGCCUCGUUUAACAACCGAGGAAAAUCCAACUUUGAUUACAACUACAAACCAACAAGUAGUUAAGUUACAGCUAAAUGAGGCUUCCUCUUUCCAUACGAAAUGCUGUGUUUGUGUUGAAAACCUUCGUGAUCAUGCGGCGAAAAUUACAUCUCAGAAUAGAGAUUUUAUAUUUUUUUCACGCAAUAUUUGGAUACCAGAAGGAGCACGAUGUUGCUCAGGUCAUUUAAUUAAUCAACUAUUAUUGAAAGAAGCUGUUGAUCAGAUUAAACCUUUCUCAAUACGAUAUCAAGAAUUAAGCUCAUCGGAUGUUCAACUCCUUUUAAAUAAAGCUCAGAACUUUGUUGAAAAUGGCAAGAAAAUAUUUAGUUUCGAUGAUCCAAGAGAUCUUAAUGAUGAUGAAUAUCGUUUAUUAACUCGAGUCUCAAGAGAUAACUUUAAUGAUUUUGUUCAAAUCACUUCUUCAUCUACUAUUCGCCCCUCGUGCACACACAAACGAACAGUGUCUCGAAUUAUAAAUAUUGCACGUCAAGCUAUUGUAAAGAGUUUUGUGUCAGAUAAUUUAGGUUUUGGAUAUGUUACUCAUCAAUAUGUUAUCGGUCGCCAUACCACAGCAAUCGCUCGAGAACUAAUGUGUGGUGGUGACAGUACUGAUACAACAAUAAUUAUUAUUGAUAGAACGCAUCUUCAUAUUCAGGUGAAAUAA